CAUUUAAGAGGCUUUCAAGGUGCACUGUCCAUCCCAGACCAGCUCUGCUUAUAGAGGAAAUCUGAUCUUCUGCAGCACGGAAACAUCAGCGGUGACCACAUCGAGACAAAUUCCUUAGGGAGCUGCCUGUUUUUAAGCCAAGUGUUCAUGAUAUGAUCCAUCUGGAUUACAGGGAUCAACAACCCUCUUGUGAAUAAUGGUUAAAAACGGAUCCCACCUGGACACUGAAACACUGGCAAUGCUCCAGAAUAAAGCUAUCUCCAUCACCCUCCCAGUUGUGUAUACACUGGUGGCUUUGAUCAGUAUCCCUGGCAACUUGUUCUCCCUUUGGGUGCUCUGCUGGCACAUCAAACCCAAAACACCUUCUGUCAUCUUCAUGAUCAACCUAAGCAUCACAGAUCUCAUGCUCGCCAGCUGCUUUCCCUUCCAGAUUUCUUAUCACAUCCAAGGCAACCACUGGAGCUUUGGCAAGACUCUUUGCAGCCUCGUAACUGUGAUGUUCUACUCCAACAUGUAUUCUUCCAUACUGACCAUGACCUGCAUCAGCAUUGAGCGGUACAUGGGUGUGGUAUAUCCCAUGAAGCUGAUCAAGUGGAGAAGAAAAAGAUAUGCCCUGGCUGCCUGCCUAGGUAUGUGGAUGUUCUUGCUACUAGCCUUCUACCCACUAGAAAGCACAGAUCUGACCUAUGAAGUGAAAGAAUUGGGGAUUAUAACCUGUUUUGAUGUCCUCAAGUGGGAUAUGCUGCCCAAUUUCGCAGCCUGGGUAGUCUUUCUCCUCACACUAUUCGUCGUGCUUUUCCUGAUCCCUUUUGUUGUAACAGUUGGAUGCUAUAUUGGCAUAAUUCGGAAGCUUAUUCAGACAUCGAACAGAUAUGGUAACAGGCAGAAGACUAGAUCCAUAUACCUGGCGAUAAUAGUCCUUCUAGUAUUUGUUACCUGCUUUGCCCCCAAUAACUUUAUCCUACUUGUGCAUAUGAUCAUCCGCCUGUUUUAUGGCUGGAGUUUGUACCCUGCCUACAAGCUCACCUUAUGCUUCAGUUGCCUCAACAACUGCAUAGAUCCCUUCAUUUAUUAUUUUGCAUGCAAAGAAUUUUACAGGAAAUUCAUGGAAGUGUUUCGUUCUAAGGUUCUGCUCAGCGACAGUUUGGAAACCAGAAGGGAAAGCUUGUUCUCUGGCAGGACCAUGUCAGCCAGGUCGAUGUCAAGCGGACCUAUGGAUGGAUUAGAGGGAGUGAAGGUCUAUUUGCAAAGGCGGGAGAGCGUUUUUUAGCCUUAGACAUCCCUAGAAGAAAGGCAUGACAUCCAUGAGCAGACACAGAAAACAUUUCUUUUUGAAUAGCUACCCUCAAAAUACCUUGCUCCAGUGACAGACCCUCAACACAUACUUGUAUUGUGCAUCCUACUUCAGU
This is a messenger RNA of Nestor notabilis (Kea), 1409 nucleotides long. RefSeq names its product purinergic receptor P2Y, G-protein coupled, 8 (gene P2RY8). Gene Ontology annotation, biological process: positive regulation of Rho protein signal transduction; thrombin-activated receptor signaling pathway; blood coagulation. Lineage: Eukaryota; Metazoa; Chordata; Aves; Psittaciformes; Psittacidae. Bases 197 to 1270 code for a protein of 357 amino acids. The record is from RefSeq and is a predicted model, not a curated record. Gene Ontology annotation, cellular component: membrane. The transcript has 3 exons. Gene Ontology annotation, molecular function: G protein-coupled purinergic nucleotide receptor activity; thrombin-activated receptor activity.